Molecule: messenger RNA, 747 nt
Organism: Ipomoea nil (Japanese morning glory)
Lineage: Eukaryota; Viridiplantae; Streptophyta; Magnoliopsida; Solanales; Convolvulaceae
Exons: 3
Coding region: 97-558 (153 amino acids)
Source: RefSeq, a predicted model, not a curated record
CUCAAAUUUUUUACCAAGCUAAGAAACCAACCAUUUCAAACACCCUUAAUCCAACAAACUAAACCAUCUUGAAAUCACCAAUCCACAAUCAGAAAAAUGGUCAUCAAAACAGAAAUGUACCCUUGGGGUGACUAUAAGCAAAUGAGCUACUCUCAUGAAGAAGAGAAGAUGUACACUGAGAACUACUAUAACAGCAACAAUGGCUCAACCAUGCAAAUGGUGAGGCCUAAUAAUCCCACUUGCAUCUCCACCGGUACCCCUCAUCAGCCACCCUACAACCACCACCUCGCCGGAAAAUAUCAUCAUGAUGGCCAGCAGCAUGGCCACAAACACAGUGACUACUUCAACAAAGAAAAGAUGCAUGACUACAAAGAGAAGCACCACUAUGGGGACGGGCAUAUGGUGCAAGAGACAAUCAUGUUCUCUAGUGACAAGUUAGUGAGUAGUGGAGGGCCUUCUCAUGUUGUUAUGGCACCAAAUAAGCAUGAAACCAGGGACUAUUCCGGCGACCGCCGCCAUGCAGUGCACUACUUUCAGCUCAAGAAUUUGGAUGAUUGAAUAGCAUGCAGGCAUAAAACGAUAAUUAAAACUCUGGUGAAAUAAUAAAGGGAGUUUGUUGUGCCAACUACUAUAUAGUCUGAUGACACCUUUGUUACUGGUUCAAAAAUAAUAAUUUCAUUUCUAUUGCCUCCCCAACUCAUAUAUCCAUUUGAAUUGAAUAACAUUAUAAAUUACAUGUGUGCACUA